Penicillium nucicola is the source of this 3183-nucleotide messenger RNA. Its product is annotated as Glycoside hydrolase family 2 N-terminal. Lineage: Eukaryota; Fungi; Ascomycota; Eurotiomycetes; Eurotiales; Aspergillaceae. Gene Ontology annotation, cellular component: beta-galactosidase complex. Bases 1 to 3183 code for a protein of 1060 amino acids. Gene Ontology annotation, biological process: lactose catabolic process. The transcript is spliced from 3 exons. The record is from RefSeq and is a predicted model, not a curated record. Gene Ontology annotation, molecular function: beta-galactosidase activity; carbohydrate binding.
AUGGAUUCUAUCAAGAUCCAAGAGAUGUCACUACAGGCUGAUCCCCAGCGGCCUGAUUUCAUGAACCCUGCAGUCUUUCGCAGAAACACACUACCCGCACGUUCCUACCAUAUCCCCUCUACAUCUCUGCUUCUCAAUGGGUCUUGGGAGUUCAAUAUGACCCGGUCGCCCGGGGAAGCGCCAGAGCCUACCGAAGAAUCAUCUGACAAGGAUUGGUCCAGCAUCAAUGUCCCGGGUCAUUGGCAGCUCCAGGGCUGGGGAAAGCCGAACUACACCAAUACCCAGCUCCCCAUUCCGGUGUGUCCUCCAUACGUACCCACCGAAAAUCCGACAGGGACCUACCGUCGGAAGUUCCAAGUCCCUGCCGAGUGGAGGGCCGAAAACACGGAUAUUCGGUUGCGCUUCGAUGGUGUCGAUAGUGCGUACCACGUUUGGGUGAACAAGUGUUUGGUCGGAUAUGCGCAGGGUAGCAGAAAUUCAUCGGAGUUCGAUGUUACACCCUAUAUACAGACAGAUGGCGACAAUGAAGUGUUUGUCAGAGUGUAUCAGUGGUCUGAUGCCACGUAUAUUGAAGAUCAGGAUCAGUGGUGGCUAUCUGGCAUUUUCCGAGAUGUGACAUUGAUUGCGUUCCCGGCAAAAGACCGGUUGCAAGAUUGGUUCAUACGAACGGACCUCGAUUCACAAUACACAGAUGCGACGCUUCAGACAACGAUCGAAUUUGAAGUCUCGAAACGAAGCAGCAUUACAGUCAGUUUAAUUGACUCGGUGGAUGGAAAUGGGCAUGUAAUUUCCUCUACGGAAAGCAUUGUGGAGCCAGCAACAUCGAAGCUUGAACUGAGCCUGCCGGUGGUCAACCCAAAGAAAUGGACUGCCGAGCAGCCGUAUCUCUAUGAGGUAGAGAUGAUUCUGCAAACUCCUGGCUCGGACAGUAGUUUCAAGAUAACGCAGCGCAUUGGAUUCCGAAAGGUUGAGCGCAAGGGUGGCUUGAUCACCGUGAACGGAAAAGCCAUUCGUCUUCGUGGAGUCAACCGACAUGACCACCAUCCGCGUUUCGGUCGUGCAGUGCCACUGGAGUUCAUGAAGCAAGACCUUCUUCUAAUGAAGGCUCACAACGUCAAUGCCCUUCGCUGCAGUCACUACCCUCCCGACCCUCGGCUCCUUGACAUAGCCGAUGAGCUUGGCUUCUGGGUUAUCGACGAAGCGGACCUCGAAUGCCAUGGGUUUUAUGAUGCCGUCGCCCGACCAAUGGAUAUGGACGAGACACUCGGCUAUGAGGAGCGCAAGGCCAUGACCUUUCCCUUGUGCGGUGUUCAUACAUCUGACAACCCAGUCUGGAGAGAAGCAUACAUUGAUCGAGUCCAUUCCCUCUUGCAGCGAGACAAGAACCAUGCCAGUGUCAUCAUCUGGUCCAUGGGUAAUGAGGCGUUCUUUGGCACAUGUCACCGCUCCAUGGUGGAGUACGCUCGUGCCUUCGAUCCCUCCCGUUUGGUUCACUACGAGGGUGACAUUCAUGCGGAAACUACAGACAUGUACAGCUACAUGUAUCCAGAGAUUGAUCGGCUACGAUCUCUGGCAAGCAAAGAGGGGGUGACGAGCAGUGGGAAAUUCGACAAGCCCAUUAUUCUCUGCGAAUACGCCCAUGCAAUGGGCAAUGGACCCGGUCUGCUCACGGAAUAUGAAAAAUGCUUCGACGAGAUCCCGCGCCUGCAGGGUGGCUUUAUCUGGGAAUGGGCUAAUCAUGGGCUUUGGGUUGAAGGAAUCAGCAAGAAGGAUGGCUUCUAUGCAUAUGGUGGUGACUUUGAUGACUAUCCAAAUGAUGGGACCUUCGUUAUGGAUGGUCUUCUGAACAGUGCACACGAGCCUUUGCCUGGACUGUUGGAGUUGAAGAAAGCCUUUGAACCUGUCAAAUUGGAAGUUCGUGGCCAAGCGUUGCUUCUGAAAAGCCGGUUUGACUUCCUGGACCUAAGCAAUAUCAAAGCCUCUUACAAGCUUGAGGCCUUCGACAAACAGACGAGAACCCUGGCAACUGGAACACUGGAACUUCCGCAUUUACCCGCUGGGCAAUCUGCCGAAAUUACACUCCCAUCAGAUCUAUUCCAACACGACUUCCAUCCAGCUUACUUGACCAUUACGCUAGAGCAACGGGAAAAAGUUCCAUGGGACAAAGAAAACUACGUUCUCGCCUGGAAGCAAGCCUUGGUAUCAAACGCAAGCCGGAAUACGCUAGCCAAUGGCGUAAGCUUCAAGACCAGUAUCAAGAAUGACAUUUCAACAAAUUCAACCAAGACAACCGUGUGCAUCGACGGAAGUAACUGGUCCUUCGAAUUCGAUCGCAUCCGAGGCCACCUGAGAAAAUGGACACACAACUCUGUUUCCAUUCUCACCCCAGACCCCGACACAGGACUCGCCAUAGUGCCUGGUUUCUGGCGUCCUCCAACAGACAACGACGUACCCUCCGCAGCACCAUAUUGGAAGCGAUUCGGCAUUAACAGCCUCACGAACCAGAUUCGCUCCUUCGAAAUCUCGUCAUCGGAGGGUGGAAGUAUCUGCAUCGAAAGCAAGACAUUCCUGUCCCCUCCCGUCUUAUCCUGGGGCUGGAGAUGCAUCACACGGUACAUAAUCCAAGCCGAUGGAUCUUUGGCUAUUACUAUGAAGUUGAGACCUACCGGAACUGCACCGAAGACAGUUCCCAGAAUCGGUCUCAACCUUCGCGCAAACUCUGCUUUGCAAUCUGCCCGCUGGCUGGGACUUGGACCCGGCGAGUCCUAUCCCGACAAGAAGGCUGCUCAGAGGCUUGGUUUGUGGGAUGUUGAGGACAUUGCGUCACUGCAGACUGUUUAUGAUAUUCCUCAGGAGAAUGGAAACCGCGCAGAAACGGCUUGGGUGGAGCUUGUUACGGCCGAUGGGACUGGUUUCCGCGCUGCCCCGUUGGAAAGGACGGUGGUUAGUGGGGGAGCGGCAAGCUUGAAUUGGACGGCUAGUCGGUACUCCGAUCAGACUGUUGAGAUAGCGCGGCAUCCGUGUGAUCUUGUCGAAGAUGACGCCGUGUUGAUCAGACUUGAUAAUUUGGUUGCUGGUGUUGGAAGCGCAGCUUGUGGUCCUGGUCCAAUGGAUGAGCAUUUGGUCAAGGUGAAGGAUAUUGACUUUGGUAUGCUAUUAGAGCCUGUGUCUUGUGGAUAUUAG